AUGAGCUGCGCAACGAGCACUAUAAAGUACUCGUUUUUCUUCUUUAAUGCAAUAUGGCUGAUGUUUGGAAUCCUUGUGAUCGUUUUCGGAGGCAGUAGCUUCGAGAAGAUGGGGAAUGUGUUUGCUAUUUGCGGUCUACUCUUGGGUGUCUAUAUACUUUUGACAUCCCUUUUUGGCUGCUAUGGAGCCGUUCGCAAAUCACCGCGCAUGCUCUGGAUGUACGUGUCGUUUCUGCUGGCGUUGCUGGUAGUACAUGUGACCGUCAAUGCCAAAGAUGCGAUCAAGAAGGCCGGUAUCCAAACCGUCGAGGAUCAAUGGAAACUGGAGGAGACUCAUCCGGGUACCAUGGAUGGAAUUCAGACAUCUUACCAAUGCUGUGGCCUAGAUGGUGCCGCGGACUACCUGAAUAGCGAAGUCUGGAACCACACUGUACCCAACAGUUGUUGCAAGAAUAAUAGCUGUGUGAAUCCCCAGAAUCUCAAUAGAGAGGGAUGUCUCAAGAAAGUGGAACUUUCGGAAGUAGGAAUGUGGGGACUGCUCGGAUUCAAUGGUGUCAUCAAUGUGUUGGGCGCAAUUUUGGCCCUUCACUACACGAAAAGCUUAAACAAGAAAAGAAAGCUUACUUCGGGCGGAGCCGAAGUGGAUAUACCAUUGCAGAAGAUUACAAUCUUGGUGUAA
Drosophila rhopaloa is the source of this 678-nucleotide messenger RNA. Its product is annotated as tetraspanin-7-like. NCBI's taxonomy places the organism in Eukaryota, Metazoa, Arthropoda, Insecta, Diptera, Drosophilidae. The record is from RefSeq and is a predicted model, not a curated record. Gene Ontology annotation, cellular component: membrane. The coding region runs from base 1 to 678 and encodes 225 amino acids. The transcript is spliced from 6 exons.